GGCCUGUUUCGCCAUGGCCAUUGCUUAGACAUCCAGAUGCUUCACGCCAAGGCUUUGGCCGCACUGACCUUGGUAGCAGUCAAGGGCUACAGUGACGACAACAAAAACUACACAGAGACAGCGAUUCCUGACCGCAUUGGGGAGCCUUGCUUGGAGGCCUGUGGCAGUGGAGGCUGGUGUGCUUGGUGCGGCAUUCGAAAGGCAUGCUGCCAGGCGGGCAAUGGAGCCAAGGAAUGUGUGGGCGCCGAAGACGUAGCCAUUUCAGGAUACCGAUGUGCAAUGCCGACGCCAAAGGCACUGGAAACUUUGCGUGUAGUGAACUUCGAGUUCGAUGUCACAGGGCUUUUCUACGCAGCGAUUCGCGCGAAACCCCAGUUGAGAAAGGAACUUGAGGACAAGAUCAAGGCUUGGGUCACAAAGCUCCUGUUGUUCACAGUGCAGACCCGCUUCAUCUCCAUCCAAUGGAGCUUAGGCCAGACUGGAUUCAGCCAAGUGAGUCUCGUGGUCAUGGUUCCUGAGGCUGGAGAUGCCGGAAGGACUCUAGCAGCAAACAGGUUUUGUGGUGCCACGGCUACUGCAGCGAUCCGGGGUGACGCGCAGAAUUUGGAUGGCUUGAAAUUUGGCGAAGCGGAUACCAUGUCCCACAUAAGGCUUGUUAAUCGCCGAGUCAACGGGGAGCCUUGUGGAGAGGAGACGUCAAAACAUGUCGAGCGACUCAUUCAGAUGAUGAAGACGUCUCAAAGUGUUUGGCCAUGGGUGCUUGCUGGAUUCUUCACAGGAUCAUGCAUGACCUGCUGGCUUGUGAGCAUUUGUAAUGACUACUGCCGAACAAGGUCACCGAAGGCUUUACCGAGGAGGUUUCCUUCAGAAGGCAAGUGGCAGGGAGGGCCUGCAGCUUCUCCUGUUCCGGGCCCAUAUCGGGAAGAGGCACCUCUCUUGCAAUCAUCUGCUCCUCAGCAGCAGUCACAGGACUCUGCCCGGCAACUGGUGAUGCAAGGGCCGCAAGGUGUUCGCAUGCCUUCUGUGCCUGCGCAAAUGUCUGGUGCCUUUCAAUCGUGGAAUCCCAGUGCUCCUGUGUCAAUGACAAUGCGGAGCCAGUGAGAGCUCAUCAACUUCUGCGACACUUAGGUUUCAUUGAACAUAAGAAACAUA
Cladocopium goreaui is the source of this 1152-nucleotide messenger RNA. Lineage: Eukaryota; Dinophyceae; Suessiales; Symbiodiniaceae. The record is from the annotation of a GenBank genome assembly.